AUGGUGAAGGCGGAUUGUAUCUUGAGGCUGACAGCGUUAGUAAGUGCUCUAGAUAUUUCAUGGGAGCUGGUUAAUGUGGGCAAUCCCACGACGGUCAUGGCUGGGCGUAGUUCCACGAUGUGUGCUUCACUGAUUGGUCGUGCAUUUUCCGCAUUGACUCGGGUAAUACGUCCUGUUGCCAGUCGAUUCCUGAAGUCGCUGCCGUCUCCCACACCUUCUAAAGCCAUACUCUUGUUCGCCAUGAAACUGAUUGUAUCCACGAACGACGGCUUCAACUGCACAAGCGUGUGUCCGCCUGGGAAUAAUUCGUUUCGUAAUGGCAUCAUCAAUUCCACAUCCGGCAACCUCUUCACCUCCACCGACCAACAACCCGGCAUCCAAAAUAAAGUACAGUCCGUGCGUAACUCAACCACAAACCACACCUCCUCCAAAUGA
Gregarina niphandrodes is the source of this 435-nucleotide messenger RNA. RefSeq lists its product as hypothetical. The coding region runs from base 1 to 435 and encodes 144 amino acids. Lineage: Eukaryota; Apicomplexa; Conoidasida; Eugregarinorida; Gregarinidae. The transcript has a single exon. The record is from RefSeq and is a predicted model, not a curated record.